Owenia fusiformis is the source of this 2133-nucleotide messenger RNA. The record is from the annotation of a GenBank genome assembly. NCBI's taxonomy places the organism in Eukaryota, Metazoa, Annelida, Polychaeta, Sabellida, Oweniidae.
ACACACUCAGACAAUUACCCUGAAUACAAUUAUGAGAGUCUAGUUCAUUAAGUGAAGUUGAAGCUCUCUUUUAAAGAAGCAAAAACUAUUGGAAAGGGUAACAGACAAUGUCAAAUGGAUUAAAAAACCACUGCCGAUCACAGUUUGGGAACCAGGUUACAUCAGAGGAGAGGGAAAGUGCCGCGAAUGAUAACAACCUAACAAAUAUACAUAAAAGAUACCCUAGUAACAUUGUGCAAAGUAGCGAAGGUAUCAUAUUACAAGGAAAUGGAGGAGCAACUCCAAACGAUGAAACCAAGGUUGAUCAAAAUCAAAAUAUAGUGAAAUCGCAAGAGCUGAAAUCGAACAAGGCCGUUGACAGUGAUGCGAAGUUAAUUGGUAUAGCUGGAGCAUGGUAUGAUGUAAAACACUUCAUUGCCAAACAUCCAGGAGGACCUAUAAUAAAGGAAUUCAUAGGGAAAGACGCAACAAGUGUCUUUAGAGCAUUCCAUGACAAUAGUGUUUUAAAACAUCGUCGACCCGUUGGUACAUAUCAGAGAUCGUUUGCUGAUCCCGCCACCAAAGCUUUCGCUGAAUUACACAUAUUCUUCAAAAACAAUGGCUUUUUUGAGUCAAAUCAAGUAUGGUUCACGGGGAAGUUUGUGUUCCUCUUUUGUAUCUACCUAUCCGUUUAUCUAAUGACUAAAUACAUUGAGAACUGGUUUAUCCUGUACACUAUCGCACCGUUUGGAUUGUUUCUUUUUUGGCAACAAGCUGGAUUCCUCAUGCACGAUUUCAUGCAUUCACACGGAACGCAAGUCCGCAAUUUGGACACGUGGAUAGGUGCAUUUUGUGGGACCGUAUGUUUUGGCGUGAGUGGCCAUUGGUGGCAAGACGAUCAUAGGGUACACCAUGGCAUGACAAAUACGGUCGACUACGAAGACGGUUUCAUGGACCCUCAAGCACACGAAGAUGUUUGGGCGCAGAAUUAUAAACUAUUUCCCUUCCACUCUGGCAAAAUCCAAAAGUUCCUCAUCAGCAUUCAACAUUUUACAUUCUUGCCUGCUAAUAUAUUUAUUGGACGUUUUGGUAUAAUGCUGGACAGCUUCAAGGAAGAGAGACGCUGGUUUGAAUGGGCACUCUGGAGUAUACACUGGCUUAUCAUGUACAUUUUACUCAACAAUUUCAGCACUUGGGGCGAGGCUAUCUUAUUUUACUACAUUUCUUCCACAAUGGAAGGCAUCCUCCACAUCCAACUACUUAUCAGUCAUUACUCUAAGCCAUUCCACGAGAAGAAGGAUAUCUGUCAGGAGACUGAAUGGUACCGAAUGCAGAUCGAGAGCAAUAUCAAUAUUGUAACACCAUGGUGGAUGGACUGGUUCCACGGGGGAUUGAACUUCCAUAUUGAGCAUCAUCUUUAUCCUAUGAUGCCCAGACACAAUUACAGAUCAGCCAGCAAGCACAUACAAGAGGUCUGUAAGAGACUGAACAUAGUGUACGAUGAAGAGGGUUGGUUUGAAGCCGUGGCAAAUACACUCAAAUCAAUGAAGAAAAUGUCCCAUCAUUACACACUUGAUCCAAGAUGAGCAUUGCAAUACGCAUACCACAUGCAUAAACAAAGUAAUGCAUUUAAAUUCAAUAAAAUCAGAAUUUACAAAUUGAUGUUUGAUAACUUUGAUUGGAAAUCAUGAACUUCAAAAGUAUAUUUGAGUUCUAGUUCAUAGGUUAAUAUGAUGUUAAACAAACGCCCAUGAUAAAUCUAAUAACAAUUACAUAACCUCAUGAACACUUUCAGACUUAAGAUAAAUAUGAUCAAUGCAAUAAGUGCACAUAUACCUAUUGAUGUAAAAUAUUUAUAUCUCAGCGAAGAACUGGAUACAUAUUACGCAAUAAAUAUUUGCUAAGAUUAUAUGCACUGGCGGGAGGAGGGGUGCCCAAAAUUUGAGUCAGAAAAAAUGUUUGGGUCCCUAAAACGGAUUUUUUGCAAAUUCAAGGCCUAAAAGGCCUGAAAAAGGCCAAAAUAUGCCCAAAAUGCCCAUUUUUUGAGGGCCUACAAAACUUUUGGCCGAAAAAAAUGUUAGGGCUCUUAAAUGUUUUUCUGGAUCUUCCAGUGAUAAGUAACAGGAGAAUAGAGUCACACGGAUCUUAAACCAC